Kluyveromyces marxianus DMKU3-1042 is the source of this 975-nucleotide messenger RNA. It is a transcript of the gene RCE1, whose product is annotated as CAAX prenyl protease. Lineage: Eukaryota; Fungi; Ascomycota; Saccharomycetes; Saccharomycetales; Saccharomycetaceae. The record is from RefSeq and is a predicted model, not a curated record. Gene Ontology annotation, biological process: CAAX-box protein processing. Gene Ontology annotation, molecular function: metalloendopeptidase activity. Gene Ontology annotation, cellular component: endoplasmic reticulum membrane. The coding region runs from base 1 to 975 and encodes 324 amino acids. The transcript has a single exon.
AUGGGGAUGGAGCGAUUGAGUGAUGUCAUUGGGAUUUACGUAUCGGUAUCGUAUGUUAUUGCAGUGUAUUUAGCAUCUAAAAACGUCAAUGACUUUAAGAUUAGAAGAAAUGACCCUAAUGUGAUCAAGGCCAGGAUGAAAUCAGUCACUUUGUUGACUCUCUUGAACCUUAUUAUGAUUCCAUUGGUUCUGAAGUAUCUCAACGGUGAUGAUAUCAAAAAUACCCUACUACGUUUCGGAUUAGUACCAGGGUUUUUGAAUAAUCCAAAAACUGGACUACCUGAAUGGAUUCCCAGAGGUUACUUUAAAGACGUUGUAUCGCACAUGAAGUUAGCGGCUAUACUAUACACGUCUCCUCUGAUAGAUUCCUUCCUACAUUACUGUUUCAUGCCCGACAAGUCGUGGAAUGAUAUGUUUAAGGACAUUAUCUACGAGUUUAGCAAUAUCUGGGGUUUCAGAGACUAUAUAUUUGGACCAGUCACCGAAGAGUUAUUCUACACAUCAAUGAUCCUAGUAUGCUACUUGAGGUUAUGCCAUAACUCUACUAUUCAUGAUGCGAACUACCUGAAAUUUGUAGUACCUAAUUUGUUUGGAUUCGCCCAUUUACACCACGCUUAUGAACAAUAUACACUCGGGAUGAUGAACUUUAUUAACAUCGUAUUUGUAACGCUUCUACAAAUGACAUAUACAUGGCUGUUUGGAUCAUUCACAAACCACCUAUUCUUGAACAGCGCUGGUAACCUGUUAUCCUGCAUUCUCAUCCACACUUUCUGUAAUUUUAUGGGCCUACCCCAAGGAAAUUCAUUCUCAAAAUCGUAUUCAAUACUACCAGAAGGAAAGAAAUCAAGGCUAGGCACAAUGGCAUCAUUAAUAUGGCGUUUACUAUACUUACCAACACUAAUUAUCACAAUCGUAGCCUUCAAGAACAACUUCUCAUCGCUAACAAGAUCCGAUUCUUUUCCGGCCCUAAUUUAA